Triplophysa rosa is the source of this 2498-nucleotide messenger RNA. RefSeq names its product sperm flagellar protein 2-like. NCBI's taxonomy places the organism in Eukaryota, Metazoa, Chordata, Actinopteri, Cypriniformes, Nemacheilidae. Gene Ontology annotation, cellular component: manchette; sperm midpiece. The transcript has 10 exons. The coding region runs from base 709 to 1809 and encodes 366 amino acids. The record is from RefSeq and is a predicted model, not a curated record. Gene Ontology annotation, biological process: sperm axoneme assembly.
AUGCUACAGAAUAAUAACCAAAAAAGAGAGAUUAUUUAGGCCUAUUUGGCAGUAAAUAAAGGAAGGCAGUAAUAAUAACAAUUUGCGCUAUUUAGCCACCUAAAAACACCGCAAGGAAAUAUCUUUCACCGUGAUCAACUCUAUUUUCACGACAAAAAAAAUGCACAUAACAUUACAUCGCAGUAUAUUAGGUCACAUGUCUUUACGGGAUGUGUGAACGCACGCACAGAUUCCAGAAAAUCACUGGCAGUGCGAAUGAAGAAAAUCUAAGGAUCCCGGGACAAAUUCCUGGACAGAUUUUCCGUGUAUAUUUCAGGAUCUGUGUGUGAAAAGGGCUAGAUUGAUCUUUAACUCCGGUACACAUGCAGUAAUAUUAGUAGGAAUGUUGUUCAUACACUCAAAAGUUGACUAUAGUAAAAGUGUAGUGCACAUGCAGUGAUUAUCAUGUGUUUCACUACAACUACUGUAAUGACGCUGUGGUGACUGAACCGUGAUCAAGAGAAUGAUGAUGAUGAGUGCUGGAUGUGAAAUUUCUUUGUGUGGUUUCAGUGGACAUCAUUGAAAGUGUUGUUGAGUGAGCACAUUGUGAAAGGAAUUCUGAUUUUCAGCUCGUCCGGCGUGAUAUCGCUCAGUUUGAGAAGAACCAGAAGAGCAUCUCUCAUGCCGGAGACGGAGCUUUACUCUCCAGCGGUCAUGUGAUGAGCGCACAUGACAGGGAACAGAGAAUACAUGGAGAACAUCCGUCUGCGUCUGGAGGAAGACUCGACUGCACGAGAGCAGAGAGAGAUGCGCAGACGUCGAGCUCUCGUAGAACAACUGCGAGCACAGCAGACUCGACAGGAGGAGAUACGAGAGCAGCAGAUGGUGAAGAGAUUGAUGCGUCAGACGCAACAGGAGAAGCGAAUCGCCGUCCAGCUGAUGCAGAUCAAAGGACAGAAGGAAAUCCUGCGACAGAACCGCAUCUUCCAGGAGAGACUGAACCAGGAGCGACGCCUUCAGGAUUUCCAAGAGGCUCUGGACAGAGAAGCAGUUCUGCUGCGAGUGGAGCGUCUGGAGCGCAGCGAUGAGAUUCACGUGGAACGCCAGCUACACAAGCGACUCGCCGCCGAACGCGCUCAAGCUCGAUAUCGCAAACACUUCCACAUCUGUAGAGGGAUUCUGGGACAGAUUGUGGAUCUGAGCACCAAAGUCGGAGAAUAUCGACUCCUCACAGACAAUUUGAUCCUGAUGAAGGUGAUGAAGGAAUGGAUGGAGAUGUUUCUCAGUGGGAAUCCUCUGUAUGAAGUGGCCAGCGUGGAGCCGCUUCCCGCAGAACCCACAGCAGAACAGAUCAUUGAACUUCAGAAACUUCAGAUGCUCAAUGAUCGAGACUAUGAGCAGUAUGUGGGUAUGACGGGUGAAUGGGUUUGGAGUGAAGAGGGAGAAGAUGGAGCGUCUCGUCUGAAUGAUGAUAUUCUGGAUCAUGUGGUGAAGCGUCUGAAGAACAUGAUUCAGAUUCCCAUCAGCUGCUCUCCCUCACCUGUGUUCCCUCGCUUUACCAUCAGAGCGUGUGUGCUGGGAAAAACACACACGGGCAAAACCAGCUGCCUUACCACCAUCACCAACGUUCUUGGUGUCCGUGUGCUUUCGGCCGGCGCUUUGAUUCAGGACGUCCUAACAGCCCAUCAGCAGGAAAAACAAACCAGCUGGGAGAGAUCUCCAGCUGAGGGUCUCGAGACGCCUCCGAGAGAUCAACAAGAGAUCUCCUCACCUCUCAACUCUGGACCCCCCGCUCAUGAUCCCGACGCAUCAGGACCCGUUCAAGAAUGAGAGGACACAGAAGAUGGGAAAGAGCUCCUCCUCCUCCAUCUCUUGAGCCCAGUCCUCAACUGGCAGCGGAGGAGAACCCUGAGGAGGUGAAGAGGAGAGCCACGAGGAGACGAAUCCGUCAGGAGUACAUAGCCUCUCUCAAACAUGAAGGUUCAGGGUGCUUUUGAGCGUGGUCGUCAGGGUGUUGCGAUGCGGUUGCUAAGGUGUUGUGUUGUGUGAAGAUGCGUCUGGAUGUGCUGAAGUCACACGCUGUGAGAACGUUGUGCAGCCUGCAGCGGAACACACAAGAGCUCUACACGAACACGCAGGAGUGGAUGGAGACACGUUACCUGUCGGAGAUGAGCAGGUCUGAGCAGGAUUCAUCUGAAAGGCUUGUGUUUUCAGUGUGUUUUCAGUGUCGAGCAGCUGACAGAGUUGGUUCGGCGGCACAUCGAGAACGGCCUUCAGAUCCGUCACGAGCUGGUGUUACACGCUGCUGAUUUCUGUGUGGACGGAGACACGUGUGUGUUGGCCAGCGCCAUGCCCACUCCCCCCCCCCCCAUCUGUGUCCGGGGGGGGGGGGUGAUAAUAACAUACAUCCAAACUGUGUUUACAGACAUUUUCAAUUUGUUAUGACAGUGUGAAUUGUUGCAAAGCAGAUUUACAGGAAACGUAUUUGAGAGAACAGUAUGCACAAAAUAAAAAAUACU